CCGCCCCGCACGACCCCGUCAAGCGCUCCUUGGAAGGAAACCACCUUCCACACUCCACCCAAGCGCUGCACCGAGGAGUGACCGAGGAUGGAGGCCGCCGCCGCCGCCGCCUCCUCCCCAUCCAUGACCCCCUUCCGCCCCGCGCCCCGCGUCGCCUGCUUGGCUCGCUCGCGGGUGGCCGCGACGCCCCUCAGGGCCGUGCCGCUGAUGCGGGUGGCGCCCGAGUCGCUGCAGGCCGCGAGCGGGUCCCUCGUGGGCGUGCCGAGCCGCGGGACUGGGGACCUGGACGGGCCCGGCGCCAUGGAGUACCUGACGGCCGUGCUGGCCUCCAAGGUCUACGACGUGGCCGUCCAGACGCCGCUGGAGCGCGCCGGCAAGCUCUCCGAACGCCUCGGGGUCGACCUCCACAUCAAGCGCGAGGAUCUGCAGCCUGAGCCGGCAUUUUCAUUCAAGUUGAGGGGUGCAUAUAAUAUGAUGGCAAAGCUCUCCCAAGAGCAGUUAAACAACGGCGUUAUCUGCUCCUCUGCUGGAAACCAUGCUCAAGGAGUUGCUCUUUCUGCCCAAAGAUUGGGCUGUCAUGCCGUUAUUGUCAUGCCUGUGACAACACCAGAAAACAAGUGGCGAUCAGUGGAGAAACUGGGUGCGACAGUCGUUCUCAAAGGAGAUUCAUAUGACGAAGCUCAAUCAUAUGCAAAACUACUCUGUGAGGAGGAAGGCCUCACAUUCAUACCUCCUUUUGACCAUCCCGACAUUAUUGCUGGACAAGGAACUGUUGGCAUGGAAAUUGUUCGCCAAUUGCAAGGUCCAUUACAUGCAAUAUUUGUACCUGUGGGAGGUGGUGGAUUAAUUGCUGGAAUUGCUGCCUAUGUGAAACGGGUCUGCCCUGAGGUCAAAAUAAUUGGAGUGGAGCCCUCAGAUGCAAAUGCCAUGGCAUUGUCCUUGUUUCAUGGCCAGAGGGUCAUGUUAGAACAUAUUGGAGGGUUUGCUGAUGGUGUAGCUGUCAAAGUUGUAGGCAAGGAGACAUUUCCCUUGUGUCAAGAUUUUGUAGAUGGCAUUGUCCUGGUCAGCCAAGAUGCUAUCUGUGCUUCAAUAAAGGAUAUGUUUGAGGAGAACAGGAAUAUCCUUGAGCCUUCUGGGGCCCUUGCCUUGGCUGGGGCUGAAGCUUACUGCAAAUACUACGGUUUGAAAGGGGAAACUGUGGUUGCAAUAAGUAGCGGUGCAAAUAUGAACUUUGAUACACUUAGAUUAGUAACCGAGCUUCCUGAUGUUGGUCGAAAACCAGAAGCGGUAUUACCUACAUUUUCGCCGAAGGAGCAGGGAAGCUUCAAAGAGUUUGCAGAACUGGUUAGCCGGAUGAAUAUUACCGAAUUCAAACACAUAUAUGAUUCUCAUGGAAAAGAAGCCCUUGUUCUACACAGCGGAAGUGAUGACGUCGGAGAUGAACCGGUCGAGGCCAAACCUGUAGAAGCUGGAGACGAUGGCAAGGAAUGUGAGGAUAGCUGUAGACCGUGCGGGGAGGGGGAAAAGCCGCUGGCGUGGCUGAACGCCCGCGUGGUCACCACCACCGGGAUCAUCAACCUCAUGACGGCGGGGCUUGGCUUGUAUGUGAAAGCGCACCACCCAAGUGUGCUUGGGCUGGUGGUCACAUGCUGGGAGGCCUUGCCGCUCACCAUGGUGCGCGUCGUCCUCGUGUCUGGCCUCGGCGCCGCGCUCGCACUAGGCGUCUUGCUCAUGUAUGCCGGCAUCAAGAUGAGCCUACAGGGGGGUCCCCGUCCCGCUCGGCCUAGUUAGUGUACGUCUAUUUUGCCUUUAUUUACUGCUGUUAUAUCUCUUAUCAUUGUGCGUGCAAUAUGUGCAUCAAUUAAUAUUGAUCGGACGGAGUAGUAUAUAUUGUUUAGAAAAAAGAAAGAAAUAAACAUGUGAUGAUGAGUUGACGGAGAUGACGGAGCACCACCCCACAUUGUGUAUAUGUAUAUAACUGAGGCAUGACCCCGAAGGCAAAACAUGUAUAAGAAUAUAUAUAUAAGUGGGGCGCCCACGCUACAAUAAGAACUACAGUUGUAAA
Messenger RNA from Aegilops tauschii subsp. strangulata, 2065 nucleotides. RefSeq names its product threonine dehydratase 1 biosynthetic, chloroplastic. Gene Ontology annotation, biological process: L-threonine catabolic process; L-serine catabolic process. The record is from RefSeq and is a predicted model, not a curated record. NCBI's taxonomy places the organism in Eukaryota, Viridiplantae, Streptophyta, Magnoliopsida, Poales, Poaceae. Gene Ontology annotation, molecular function: L-serine ammonia-lyase activity; threonine deaminase activity.